AUUCUCAAAUCAAGCCGGGGAAUUUCGUCUGUUCAAAAUUUUCUCCUUCAUUAUUGUUCAAGUUUUUUCGUCUGUUUCAAGAUCUCAUUUCAACUUUCACAAUGAAGUUUCGUGGGAAAAUGAUUGAUCCUAACUGCAUUAAGCAAUUCAUAGGCAUUUUAGGUUGCAUGACGAAACUUGGGAAAUCAUGCAUUCUAAGGAUCACUACCAACGACUUGUAUUUCAUUGUCCGUGAAUCCCAGACUAUUUCAACCUCUCCACUUAUUUGGUGUACUCUUGAUGAGGGUCACUUUUUUUCAGAAUUUGGAAUGGAAGGUUUAAGUACCGUUGAUAACGAAAUAUACCUUGAAUUUGUUGCAGAAAAUGUUGCAAGAACAUUGAGUGCCUUGAAAGUAUCAGGAACUGCAAAAUCAGUAAAAAUCAAACUCACAAAGAAGCUUUCUUCACCGUGUCUAACUUUUGAGAUUGACUUGCCAUCAGGUUCUAAUCAUUCACGAUUAGUUGUUCACGACAUCCCUGUGAAUUUGGUACCUAGAAGGCUUUGGAAUGACUAUGUUGAGCCAGAAGUUGUGGAUCCAGAUAUUUCAGUUCAUAUGCCUCAGCUCCGUUUAAUGAAAAGCAUUAUUGAACGCAUGAAAAACCUUGCCAAUAUGGCCACUCUUCACGUCACAUCCGAAGGAUUACUUACUCUAACUGUUGAAACUGAAGCCGUUUCCGUAACUUCACACUUCGAUCAUCUACACGUUGAAAAGCAAAAGGAAGAUGAAGCUAGUGUCACCAUCGAAUUGAAACGUCUAUCAAAUUUUCUAGCUCAUGAACAGCUUAAUCCACAAAAAGUCGUUUGUGAUGUGCUGCAAUCAAAAUUGAUGCAUUUGAAUUUUCUGAGCGACAGUUACAGUUUGCAGUAUUUUCUCCCAGGGAUUAAUGACCAAUAACGAAGAAAAAAACUUUCCUGAGUUCCCUCGAUGAUUUAUUAAAGUGGAUCGCAACUUGAACGAUUACAUAGAGGCUCACAUUUACGCGCUGAUUUCAGUACCUACAACUCACGGAAAACCAUCGUCAUCUUCUUCAGCCAUUUCCUUCGCAUAUUCCAAAUCUUGUUGUUCCCGUUCGCGACGUUCCUAUAAGAAAAAUUUAAUCUGUUUUUUACCAUAGCCCAAUACAUAAAACGCAGAUAAUUCAUGUCUGAUAGAUCUACAGUUUCAGAUUUUAAAUUACACAGUUGCAUUUGGUUUCACGCCAAGGAAUUCGA
Messenger RNA from Daphnia pulex (common water flea), 1252 nucleotides. It is a transcript of the gene Hus1-like, whose product is annotated as checkpoint protein HUS1-like. Gene Ontology annotation, biological process: double-strand break repair via homologous recombination; meiotic DNA integrity checkpoint signaling; mitotic intra-S DNA damage checkpoint signaling. Gene Ontology annotation, cellular component: nucleolus; checkpoint clamp complex; site of double-strand break. NCBI's taxonomy places the organism in Eukaryota, Metazoa, Arthropoda, Branchiopoda, Diplostraca, Daphniidae. The record is from RefSeq and is a predicted model, not a curated record. The transcript is spliced from 7 exons. The coding region runs from base 102 to 935 and encodes 277 amino acids.